This is a messenger RNA of Jaculus jaculus (lesser Egyptian jerboa), 3366 nucleotides long. RefSeq names its product OFD1 centriole and centriolar satellite protein (gene Ofd1). The transcript is spliced from 23 exons. Gene Ontology annotation, biological process: epithelial cilium movement involved in determination of left/right asymmetry. Gene Ontology annotation, molecular function: protein binding. Bases 290 to 3265 code for a protein of 991 amino acids. Gene Ontology annotation, cellular component: ciliary basal body; centrosome. Lineage: Eukaryota; Metazoa; Chordata; Mammalia; Rodentia; Dipodidae. The record is from RefSeq and is a predicted model, not a curated record.
UUUCUACUCUGCCUUUGCCUGGUUUCAGCGUUCCUUCAGCCUUCGAGAGUCUCGCCCGGGUCACAGCUCCGCCCACCCGUUCGAGAGCCGCGGUUAAAGUGGCGCGUAUUUGCCCGAGUUCGUAGUUCCGAAUGCUGGAACGGGUGUUUACCUUCCUGGUUCCUCUCGAAAUUCCCCGAAAUUGAGGCAGGGCUUUCGGGCCGGGGGUUCCGUCUAGUCCUGCAGCUUGAGCUGAUCCACGAACUCCGGCCGUGCCGGGACGGGAUCGGGAGGAAGCAGAUGCCGGGUGAUGGCUCAGUCCACCAUGCCCCCCAAAUGUGAUGUGUUGAACCAAGAUGAACUGCGCAAAAAGCUAUACCAGACAUUUAAGGAUCGGGGUAUAUUGGAUACGCUUAAGACCCAGCUUCGAAACCAGCUAAUUCAUGAAUUGAUGUACCCUGUGUUGAGUGGAGAAGUGACACCGAGGUCCAUUUCAGUGGAAGGGAGUGCUCUCCUAAUAGGAGCUUCUAACUCUUUAGUGGCAGAUCACUUACAGAGAUGUGGCUAUGAAUAUUCACUUUCUGUCUUCUUUCCAGAAAGUGGUUUGGCAAAAGACAAGGUAUUUACUAUGCAGGAUGUAUUACAACUCAUUAGAAUCAGCCCUUCAUCUAGUCUCUACAAAUCACUGAUUUCAGGAUUUGAUAAAGAAAAUCAAAAAGGUUUUCUUAUAUGUUUCUUAAAAGCAUUGGCAGAAUGUCAAGCUAGACCAAGUUGUGAUAUGGAAACGCAGACGAGCUCGACAUUUCCAGGCGUAGACUCUCUUGCGGAGAAGUUUCAGCUUAUUGAUAAUGAAUUUGCAGAUGCUCAACUUCUGCGUCCUAAGCUAGAAUCAUUGGAAGUAAAGUUAAAUGACUAUAAGAGAGAAAUACAAGAGCAACUUCAGGUAGAAAUGAAUCAAAAGUUGAAGUAUUUUAGAGAAAUUGAAAUAUCAAAAGUGAAGAAGGAGGAGAAAAGAAAAUAUGAAAAGGAAUUAGCCGAGGUCCGGAAUGAAUUUAAGAGAACGUAUCAAGCAAAAACAGAAGCUCUUCUUUCUCAGGAAAAGACUACGCUGGAAAGAAUUAGAAAGCGCCAAGAGAUUGAAACAAAGGAAACUUAUGCUCAAAGACAGCUUCUGCUAAAAGAUAUAGAUGUGCUCAGAGGCAGAGAAGCAGAGCUGAAGGAAAGAAUUGAAGCAUUUGAAUUAAACAAGAAGCUGCAAGAAGAAAAAAUUAAAAGCACAACUGAGGCACUCAGAAGAUGGGAGCAGAAUCUACAGAGCAUUGAAGAGAACUAUGAUCAGAAGCUCAAAAAUGAACUUCUAAAGUAUAAGCUUGAACUAAAGGAUGACUACAUGGCUAGAACUAAUAGACUGCUGGACGAUGAAAGGAAGAAUAAAGAAAAAACUAUUCAUUUGCAGGAGGAGCUCACAGUUCUUAAUUCAAAAAAGGAAGAAAUCAGUAAAUCUGUGAAUCGUAUGAAAGAAGCUGAGGUGGAGCUGGAGAUAGUCAAAACCCAGUUUUUGACAAUGACAAAGCAAAAUCACUUCCUGAAGGAAAAGAUGAAAGAAAUGAGUGAUUAUUCCCUGCUGAAAGAAGAGAAUGUGGAGCUUCAGGCACAAAAUAAAUUACUUAAACAGCAACUGGAAGAGAGUAGGAAUGAAAACUUGUGCCUCCUAGAACGUUUGGCUAAACCCCCUCCUGAGCUUUUGGUUUUUCAGAAAGAAUUACAGAAGGCAGAAAGUGCUAUUGCGCUUGAGCAUAAGGAGUUUGAAGCUCUGCAAAAGCAGCUGCAAAGUGAAAUCAAACAUUCUACACAGCUAAAGGCCCAGGUAUUAGAGUAUGCUGCUUCUGUCAAGAGUUUAACUAUUCAAAUUACUGAUUUAAAAUUGCAACUCAAACAAACUCAGACAGCCCUAGAGAAUGAAGUAUUCUACAACCCAAAGUCGUCUCUGGCCCUCCAGUCCCUGAGUGGCAAGAUGGUGCCUCACAAUGAUGAUUCCAGUGGAAAUGUCUUAAACAGUCCCCUUGAACAGAACAAGGUUAUGGCUAAUGCAGUUGUGUCAGGGAUCACAGGUUAUGACAAUGUGGGGAUGGAGGGCAGUCCCCCAGACUCUGACCUUGAGUUUAUAGCCAGUACUAAGGCCAAAGUAAAAGAGCUAGAGCAAGAGGCUGAACGCUUAGAAGAGGCUUUCAGAAAUUACCAUCAAAGAGUUACCCAGAACCCCAGUAUGAGCCCAUCAGCAACAGACAAUCCAUCACUAGGAGCUCUCCAAAACAUCACAUCUAGUUCCAUGGAUAGACAUAUUUCUAUGGAGGGUAGAGUUAUCUCUGAGAAGGCUCUUGUGGGCAUGUGUCAAGAGGAAAAGAGUGACACAUCCAAAGUGCUGAUGAGCAGCAUGGCUUGGCGACCACGCUGGAGCUCUUCCUCUGUUCACCACAUCUCCACGUCCCUUUCAAAAUCUAGAAGAAGCCUUGAUAAUGAAAUGUAUCUAGAAGGUGUGGGUAGGUCGCAUGUUUUUGCUUCCUCCAGUGCUUGUCCUGACAGAACAACAGCCCACCUAUCAUCUGCCGUGACUAGAUACAGUUUUUCUGGCCCUUCCCUCACUAGCACUGUGGAACAAAAUGCCAGACAGACUGAAACUCAAGACGGAAGUAAACUUUUGAGUGUGGACAAGAAACCUUUUAAGGAUAACAACUCUGACCCAUCUUUUGAAUGGAACAGGCCAAAGCAAUUUGAAGCAGAAGGGCUCCACCCUGCUGGUGAUAUGCCUGUCAUGGAUGCUGCCACAGCUGCGGUGCCCACCAGACCUAUUCCGUGUGAAUACCCAAGUUCUGUUCUGAACCAAACUGGGGAACACAGGGAAGAACAACUGUGGGAGUACCAUAUGAAAGCUCAAAGGCAGAGAGAAGAACAAAGGCAGAGUAACCAGCAAGAAGCUCUAGAGAGAGAAAGAAGAGAGCUGGAAAGACUGGAUCAGGAAAGGAGAAUGAUUGAAGAAUCACUGGAGAUUGAAAUGAAAGAAGAAAUAGAAAUGGGUGCCCAAGAAGAGAAAGACAAAUCUGCUCACGAUGAAAAUCCUUUAGAGAAAUACAUGAAACUCAUCCAACAGAGAAAAGGUCAAGUAUGUACACAUAAGAGUUCAAAAAAGACAGGCCAAGAAUGCUCAGUAAUGGACGCACUAACACUGAGUGACAAGGAUGAAAGUUCUCCAGGUUUUUCUCAUGAAGAACCAGAUGAUGUUUGGUAAUCAUGUUAACUGUCCAGCUUCUUACAUAUAAGUCAUGUAACAUGUAGUCCUUUGUUUUUCUGUAAUCAGAAUGUUCAAUAAAAACUUUGUGUAAUCUGUGA